Messenger RNA from Pyricularia grisea, 612 nucleotides. RefSeq lists its product as uncharacterized. Bases 1 to 612 code for a protein of 203 amino acids. The record is from RefSeq and is a predicted model, not a curated record. The transcript has a single exon. Lineage: Eukaryota; Fungi; Ascomycota; Sordariomycetes; Magnaporthales; Pyriculariaceae.
AUGAAGGCCACUUCCAUGAUCCUCCUGAGCUUCGGCGCCCUCGCCGCUGCCGGAAGCAACGUUGCUGGCGGAUACGGCAACGAUGACACUGUACCUGCCCCCGCCCCAGCUGUUUCUUCUCCUGCUCCGUCCUCGGCUGUGAAGCCCGUCGCCGGCCAGCCCUCUGCCGCGGCCAAGAAGUCUGACGACGACGACUGCGAAACCAAGAAUGUCCCUGUGGCCUCGCCCAGCUCUGCUGCCCCGCCCGCGGCCAAGAAGGUGCCCAACUCUGACGUCGCCCCUGUGGCGCAGAGCACCCCCACCAGCAAGCCUGCCAUCGAGAAGACGCUCGUUCUCAGCGUGCCGUCCAUCACGAUGCCUGCUGCCCUCUCCAAGCCGAGCAUCGUCGCCGACGUCACCUCGCUCAUCGCCGACCUCAAGCCCAGCAGCAUGAUCAAGGUCCCCGGUGUCGCCAAGCCCACCCAGUCUGCCUACCUGGCCGCCCCUGCUCCGGCUUACAACGCCACCACCCCCAAGCCGGCUCCCGUCACUGCCGGUGGCGUUUCGGUCGCUACCGGUGUCGGUGCCGCGACCUUUAUCGCCGCCAGCUUCAUGGCUGCUCUGCUCUUCUAA